This is a messenger RNA of Sceloporus undulatus (fence lizard), 1677 nucleotides long. RefSeq names its product SKI family transcriptional corepressor 1 homolog-B-like. NCBI's taxonomy places the organism in Eukaryota, Metazoa, Chordata, Lepidosauria, Squamata, Phrynosomatidae. Gene Ontology annotation, biological process: negative regulation of BMP signaling pathway; negative regulation of transcription by RNA polymerase II. Gene Ontology annotation, cellular component: transcription regulator complex; nucleus. The record is from RefSeq and is a predicted model, not a curated record. Gene Ontology annotation, molecular function: RNA polymerase II cis-regulatory region sequence-specific DNA binding; DNA-binding transcription factor activity, RNA polymerase II-specific; SMAD binding.
AUGGCUUCGGGAGCCUUUGGAGGGAGAGAGAGGCAGGACGCCGAUGGAAUCGCUCAACUAGGACCGGGCCGGGACUGUGGCUCCUCCGCUUCUUCAUCAUCAUCAUCCUCUUCUUCAUCCUCAUCCUCCUCGUCUCCUCAGUUGAAGCCAGAGCUACUCCAGCCUUACUCCUCGUCGGGGGCCACCCUGAACCCCAACCAAGUCGGGGAGACCUCUUUAUACGAGGUCCCCAUCGUGUCCUUAGUCAUCGACGGCCAGGAGCGCCUCUGCCUGGCGCAGAUCUCGAACACGCUGCUCAAGAACUACAGCUACAAUGAGAUCCACAACCGUCGGGUGGCGCUGGGCAUCACCUGCGUCCAGUGCACCCCUCUCCAGCUGGAGAUCCUCCAAAGGGCCGGGGCCAUGCCCAUCUCUUGCCGCUGGGGCAUGAUCACCAAGCGGGAGGCCGAGCGGCUCUGCAAGUCCUUUUGGGGGGAGCACAGGCCCCCCAAGUUGCCCGGGAACUUUGCCUUCGACGUGGCCCACGAAUGCGCCUGGGGCUCCCGGGGCAGCUUCAUCCCAGCCAGGUACAGCAGCUCAAGGGCCAAGUGCAUCAAGUGCGCCUUCUGCAGCCUCUACUUCUCACCCAACAAGUUCAUCUUCCACUCGCACCACACACCGGAGGCCAAGUACACGCAGCCCGACCUCAGCCACUCCUGGGAGGACGUCAAGGCCAUGUUCAACGGAGGGAUCCGCAAAAGGACCUUCUCCCUCCACGGAUCGGGCCACAGUGGCUCAGGAUCGGGACCCAAGACCAGCCAUGUCCACACUGACCUUGCCCCUGUCCACAAGAGCCUGCGUUGUAGCACCACAGCCCCCUUGGCUGAAGAGCAGCAGCAGCAGCAGCCCGCCACGAUGGGCGACCGAGGCCAAGGGGGCAUGGCCUUACCAUCCAACCCGGCCCCCUCCUCAGUGCGGAGCUAUCCGGUCAUCCCAGUGCCUACCAUGGGCCCACCAUACCCAGGACAAAGCCAAGCCAAGGCGGCUGCCACAGCGGUGGUGGUCACAGCUGCAGCUGCAGCAGCCGCAGCCACAAUUGAGGCCCUAGGUUUGCGAGGUCCCCCUCUGGGACAUGGGGAGCUGGAGGGAUCAGAGCCCUCGGGGAACGAAAGGGGCACCCCACAAGAAGGGUCCGGGUUCGGCUCCUCCGAAGGGCAGGGGGCUCCAGAGGAAGAGCGGUCAGCAGCCGUCGAGGAAGCCCUGCUGCUCCCUUUGCCGCUCCCUCGGAAGGGCAGCUACCUCUUGGCCUUCCGUCCGGUGGUCAAGGACGCGGAGAGUAUCGCCAAGCUCUAUGGCAGUGCCAGGGAGGCCUAUGGGGCAGGGGCCAGGGGUGGCUGCAAUGACCCCCCCUGAGGGGGCCCACCACCAGGCCAACUCUCUCCGGACUUCCUCAGCGAAGGCAGCUCCAGCUACAGGUCGUUCUCUCCGGGGAACGAGAUAACGGGCCUCUCCUGCCCCCUCUUUGGUGACGGAGACUCAGGAGGCCCCGAGAAGACCCCCGAGAAAGGCCCAUCAACGGAGGGGAAGACCCCUGAGAGGAGUAGCAGCCCAGGAGGCUACCAGGUUUAUCCUCCCCAAGAAGAAGGACCCCAGACCCUCAAAAGCAACCCUCCUCUGGCAGUACCUCUGCACCCCUGA